GUGAGCUGACAGUGAGCAAAGCAAAGCUGAAGCCAUACUCAAAUGGAAAUAUCACAUUCCAAUAUUUAGUUCAUUCAGAUAAUGUUUAUGAAAUUAAUCUCUCCAUUUAAUGUUGUUUGAAAUAUUCAUUAUGUCUGGUGUUGUUUUUGGGUACACUCGUGAAGCUGUAAGGGUGAAAGUAAAAAAAUGUGAUAUUAACCAACCACCAGAACUCAGGAAGUUCAGUGUAGAUCCCCAAAUAACAUCUUUCGAAGUGCUUCAAAGCAUUCUUGCCAAAGCCUUUGACUUGAAAGGGGACUUCACAAUAUCCUUUAGAUUGUAUGAUGUCAAUGGAUGUGAGACUUAUAUGCCUAUACUCUCUGACUGGGACCUGGAAGCUGCAUUUUUAAAGGCGCACAACACUUCUGUUACGACGAACACGGAGCCCUGUCUGUGCCUCUGCGUGGACCUGAAACCCUUCGAAGAGUGCCCCGACGAUUGGGAAAUUAAACAGAACCUUCCUAUCAUCACGCAGAUCCGCACAAUCACCAGCCAAGAGGCAAAACCUUCACCCAGGUUGCAUGGUAUAUUCAAUCAGGUGGGGAAAACCCUGAAUAUGGUACAAAGAGCGUUCAACUUCGGCGAAGAAGGGAACGCUUCACUGCAACCGCCGAGGCCCCCAUUGUCCGAUGCGGAGUUCAGGAGGUUUCUCGAUCCGGUGGGACAAAUCAUAUACGCCAAAGAAUUACGCUCCGUUAUCUAUUUCGGAGGAAUCGAUCCUGGACUGAGGAAAGUCGUUUGGAAACACCUGUUGAACGUUUACCCGUCAGGCAUGACAGGCAGAGAAAGGAUGGACUACAUCAGGAAAAAAGCGUCGGAAUACGUUACUUUGAGGGAAACGUGGAAGACGGCGAUCGCUCAAGGGCCGGUGGUGGGAGAGUUGGCCUACACCACCGGCAUGGUCAGAAAAGAUGUGCUCAGAACGGACAGGCAUCACCCGUUCUACGCCGGUAGCGACGAUAAUCAGAAUAUCGCCUCUUUGUUCAAUAUACUCACUACGUACGCCCUGAACCACCCGAAAGUGAGCUACUGCCAAGGCAUGAGCGACCUCGCGUCUCCUCUUCUGGUCACCAUGAACGACGAGGCGCAUGCGUAUAUCUGCUUCUGCGCCCUCAUGCAGAGACUGUGCACGAACUUCAUGAUUGACGGCAUCGCGAUGACGCAAAAGUUUACCCACUUAGCCGAAGGCCUCAUGUACUACGAUCCCGAGUUUUAUAACUACUUGAAGUCGCAUCAGGCCGACGAUCUCCUAUUCUGCUACCGCUGGCUCCUUCUCGAGAUGAAGCGCGAGUUCGCCUUCGAGGACUCGCUACGCAUGCUCGAAGUCCUCUGGAGUUCGCUGCCCGCCGAUCCGCCCGACAAAGAACUGAAACUCUUCGACGCCAUGUUCCUACCCACCACCUUGACGCCUCCUAUCAGUCCCCUAGUGAAAACGCAGAGGGAGAACCCCUACACGAAGAUCUGCGCCCUUCGCAGGCAGAGUUCUUCCAUAUCGCUCAGCAACUACAAUUCCCGCAAGGUUGUCCAAGUGAAACGGCAAAAUCAUAGUUUGGACGACUCAAUCAGCAAAUCUAGACACAUUCCCGAGAUGAAAGUGAAACACCAAAGUUUAGAUGAUACAGCUCUGAGCAAAAACAAGAGCAUGGAAGUUAGCCCUAGGGAAACCUCCCCGAAAUCCGAACUGAGACCAAGAUCGGUGUCCCCUUUGGAACAGAAAUCGGACUCUGUCCUGCUCAACAACCGACUCAACUCGCAGCAAGUGCUGAGCCGAAAGAGCGCCAGCUUGUCUUCCAGCAUGACCAACCUGAUAAAAAGCACGAAGCGCUCGGGACAUUUCAAGGAACUGAAGGAUAAGAUAGCGACAGCCAAGUUCUUCUCUUCUUUGGACAGGCUGGACGCGACACACUCGAUAAAAGAGGAAGAAGAACGCGGCAGACCGAGAGGCAAGAUGGUGCGGAACCUCAACGAGUUCAUGAACUUUGGCGCCAUGGCCAGAAACAAGAUAUCGGAUAUCGAGGCCAACGGGGAGAAACCGAAGAUCAUGCUCACGAAGUCGAGUUUCGACGACUCGGAUCACAGUACCAGCAUGGAUCACGUGUCCAGCACCAGACUGUACUCGUCCACGUCGAACAGUUGCGAGGGGACUUUCGAUGAGACCAGUCCGGACGAUUCUCAGGAGUAUUUUCCGUUGACUACCUCUGUGACCAGGGAGAUGCGGCUGGAGAUGGAGAAUUUGGACCGUAAAGUGUUCGGAGAAAGGUUCAUAGGGAGGCUGUCCGAGUCGCCUAGCACUGAAGAUGCCAAGACUGAAAACGACAGUUCAGCCCCCAAAAACAUGGGCAAGAAGAAAACCGACGACGUGUUUGUGUGGGAGAACCCCUUGCACCAAACAAGCCCCGGGAAUGCGUCGAAAAUUCCCACGCGGACUCCCGACGAGCAAGCCGAGCUCGACUACGACGUUCCCAAAUCGCCUGUCAAACCUGUCAAUCCGACCCUGAAUGGCGCCCUACCUUCCAUGACCAAUUCCUGCGAAGAAGUAACCGAAAAUAUCAAAACGUUGAAUCUCCUGCCGCCUCCCAACGAGUUCGGAGGCGGCAACCCCUUCCUCAUGUUCUUGUGCAUCACGUUGCUGAUGCAGCAUCGCGACCAUAUCCUCAGCAAGGGCAUGGACUACAACGAGAUGGCGAUGCAUUUCGACAAGAUGGUGCGGAAGCAUGACGUCAUCAGGGUGCUCAAUCAGGCCAGGCAGAUGUACGCUCGGUACAUCAAACAGCACAGCAUCGCGCAGCAGAGGUUGGACGCGAAAAACGAGGACUGUUAGUUUGUCUUCUUCUCUUAUCCGGUACUGUGAUAUUUAUUCUUUAUUGAUACUUUUUUUGUAUAUAAGGAUUAGGUAAGUAUACUUGCUUUAUGAUUUACUGUAGGGGAAAAGUGCGUAUUGUAUUCCACUCAAUAAAAAAUUUACUAUUUUU
Molecule: messenger RNA, 3011 nt
Organism: Phaedon cochleariae (mustard beetle)
Lineage: Eukaryota; Metazoa; Arthropoda; Insecta; Coleoptera; Chrysomelidae
Source: the annotation of a GenBank genome assembly